Molecule: messenger RNA, 612 nt
Organism: Aspergillus luchuensis
Lineage: Eukaryota; Fungi; Ascomycota; Eurotiomycetes; Eurotiales; Aspergillaceae
Gene: DAM1
Product: DASH complex subunit DAM1
Exons: 4
Coding region: 1-612 (203 amino acids)
Biological process (GO): mitotic sister chromatid biorientation
Cellular component (GO): mitotic spindle polar microtubule; DASH complex; mitotic spindle pole body
Source: RefSeq, a predicted model, not a curated record
AUGGAUGCUUUUGCCCGCUCAUCGUCUCGCCCACGCCCCUCGUCGCGACCUACGACUCCCUUAAGACCCAGUUCCCGGUCAUCGAUCCGCGAAGCUCAUGGCUAUGGCAGCAGUAUUGGUAUGGCAGGCUACACCCAGCCUGCCAUCAAUGCCUUGGAACCCCAGUUUGCAGAGCUUGCAGACUCCAUGGCCGACCUCGAGGCCAACUUCAUGCACCUUCAGCUGAUGCACGAAAGUUUGACUCGGUUCAGUGAGAGCUUUGCCAGUUUCCUCUAUGGAUUGAACAUGAACGCCUUCUGUGUGGACUUUCCGGAGGCGCCCAUUCCAGAGUCUUUCCGGAGAGCCAAGCAAGCAGAGGCACAGAGUGAAGCCGAAGCAGAACAGCUGAAAGCGACCACUGAAGCGGAGAUGACAUUCAUGACUACGGACACUUCUUUCAUCGAACAUCCUUCGAGCACCGUUCCCUCCAAACCUUCGGCCAAAAUCCCGGCCCCGUCGCGUGGCACCACCAGAGGAUCCACGCGUGGUUCGACAAGCAGUCGUUAUGCGACACGGGGCGCCAAUCGCGGCGCCCGUCCAAGCGCAUUGCCCCGCGGACGAGGAUUGCGGUGA